CCAGCCAGCAACUCUGGGUAAUCCUCUCAGCCUUGGAACAGCCGUCGAGGAAGUUGCGGGCCUGUUCGAUCGACGAUGUGACCUGGUAACGAGGAGUUCUGCCUCAAUCAGCAAUCCGUCAGUCAGUGGUCUAGAGUGAGAACGAGAGAGUGCCCACCAUGGCGGCGUUUCCAGGCGCCGAAGACUUUGUUGUCGGCCUCAUCGGCAUGGGCGACAUGGGCAAGAUGUAUGCCCGCCGGCUGAGCAGUGCUGGCUGGAGGAUUAUGGCGUGCGACAGAGAGGACAAGUACAACGAGCUCGUCGCAGAGUUUGCCAACCAUAAAAAUAUACAGAUUCUCCGCAACGGUCACCUGGUGUCUCGAGCCAGCAACUACAUCAUCUACAGCGUGGAGGCGGCGGCCAUCGGCCGCGUGGUUGCCGAGUAUGGUCCAUCGACCCGGCUCGGCGCCAUCGUGGGCGGCCAGACGUCAUGCAAAGACCCCGAGAUCAAGGCGUUUGAGGAGCACCUCCCGAGCGACGUCGACAUCGUCUCGUGCCACUCGCUCCACGGGCCCAACGUGGACCCGCGCGGGCAGCCGCUGGUGCUCAUCAAGCACCGCGCCUCGGACGAGUCGUUUGCCAAGGUGGAGGCGGUGCUCCGCUGCCUGGGGUCCAAGCACGUGUACCUGUCGGCGGCGGAGCACGACCGCAUCACGGCCGACACGCAGGCGGUGACGCACGCGGCCUUCCUGUCGAUGGGCAAGGCGUGGCACGCCAACCAGCAGUUCCCCUGGGAGGGGAGGCGGUACGUCGGGGGCAUCGAGAACGUCAAGAUCAACCUGAUGCUGCGCAUCUACGCGCAAAAGUGGCACGUCUACGCCGGCCUGGCCAUCCUCAACCCGGAGGCGCACAAGCAGAUCAGCCAGUUCGCCCGGUCGACGACGGAGCUCUUCUACCUCAUGCUCGAGGGCCGCCGCGACGAGCUGCGCGAGCGCGUCUACGCGGCCAAGGAGAAGGUCUUUGGGCGCGAGGACUGCCCCAAGUGGGGGGAGCGGCCGCUGCUGCCCGUCGGGGUGCUGGACCGCUUCAGCCUCAACGCCGACGCGAACGCGACGAGCAACGCCCCGCCCAUGCCCAACAACCACCUCUCGCUCCUGGCCAUGGUCGACUGCUGGAGCGCGCUGGGGAUCGUGCCGUACGACCACAUGAUCUGCUCCACCCCGCUCUUCCGCCUCUGGCUGGGCGUCGCCGAGCACCUGUUCCGGACGCCCGGCCUGCUGGACGAGAGCCUGCGGGUGGGCAUCGAGGACACGUCCUUCCGCAGGGACGACCUGCAGUUCACCAUCGCCGCGUCCGGGUGGGCCGAGUGCGUCGCGCUGCGCCAGUUCGACACCUGGCGGGAGCGGUUCGAGGUCACGCAGAAGUUCUUCGAGCCCCGCUUCAAGGGCGCCAUCGAGAUGGGCCAGGCCAUGAUCAAGGCGGUGCUGGAGAGUGAUAAGGAGGGAGGGAGUGGGUGAGUGAGUGAGCGGCGGCCGGAAGCAGCGCGAGCAAGGUCAGUCAGUCAAGUUAAUCUUGCAUGGUGCGUGGAGCUACGAGCAUAUGAACAUAUAUCUAUUAGUGCUUCUUAGAAGUCAAACGACGUACAUAUAUAUACGUUGCUUCACUGACAGACGUCCUGAGCUGGGCACCAGGGAGAAAUUAG
Messenger RNA from Thermothelomyces thermophilus ATCC 42464, 1681 nucleotides. RefSeq lists its product as uncharacterized. Gene Ontology annotation, biological process: L-tyrosine biosynthetic process. The record is from RefSeq and is a predicted model, not a curated record. Lineage: Eukaryota; Fungi; Ascomycota; Sordariomycetes; Sordariales; Chaetomiaceae. Gene Ontology annotation, molecular function: prephenate dehydrogenase (NADP+) activity; prephenate dehydrogenase (NAD+) activity; NAD+ binding. Bases 159 to 1496 code for a protein of 445 amino acids. The transcript is spliced from 4 exons.